AUGAGCGCCUUUCUCAAACUCCCCGAUCCACCUCUCCCACCCGCCCUUUCCGCCCUUCGCACCUCAGCCCUCCGCCAGGAACCCGACUCCGGCUUUUCCACCAACAUGCGACCACUCCGCACCCGUCGCACCGCUCACGACUAUCUCCCAAACCCAUAUCUCGUACCCUCUCCCACGCAACCCUUCCCGCCCACCAACCCAACGUCCUCUUCCGUCUUAAACCCCGGCCCCAGUGCCACCCCCGAUGGACACCGCCACAACACCCCAAAUCGCAACUCAACACCCUCCAUCAACCCCACCCCGGCCAUAAACCAAACCAUGAUCCAAGGCUUCGAAUGGUACGUCCCCGCCGACGGAGCGCAUUGGCGGCGUCUAGAACAGGUCCUCCCCAGUCUAGCCCAUCUCGGCGCAACAUCCCUAUGGAUCCCGCCCGCGUGUCGGGCAGCCUCGCCGUCAGGGAACGGGUAUGACGUGCAUGAUUUGUGGGAUUUGGGUGAAUUUCCUCUUCCUCCUCCUGCUGCUGCGGGAUGGUCAGCUGGGGAGGAGGAGGAGAAGGGGGACAGGGUGCGGACGAAAUGGGGUACGAAGGAGGAAUUGGUGAGGAUGGCGGAGGUGGCGGAUCGGGUUGGGGUUAGGGUGUUGUUUGAUGCGGUGUUGAAUCAUAAGGCGGGGGCGGAUUAUUGUGAGAAGGGGGUGUUGGCGAGGAAGAUGGAGGAUAAGGAUCGGUUGGUGGCGGUGGAGGGGAGUGAGAGGGAGAUUGAUGUGUGGACGGGGUUUGGGUUUCCGAGGAGGAAGGGGGUGUAUAGUGGGAUGGAGUGGAAGAAGGAGCAUUUUACGGGGGUGGAUUAUGAUGAUCGGGAAAAGGACCCGGGAGUGUGGAAGUUUGAGGGCAAGGAGUGGGCGGAUGAUGUGGAUGAGGAGUUGGGGAACUAUGAUUUUUUAAUGUUCGCCAAUAUCGACCAUAAACAUCCUGAGGUCAGGGAGGACCUCUUCCGCUGGAUCGAAUGGCUUCCACGGCAGAUGAAGCUUGGUGGGCUGCGUCUCGACGCUAUCAAGCACUACAGCUUCCGGUUUCUGCGCGAUUUUGUUCAUCACGCCAAGUCUGUUGCCCCAGACUUAUUGCUUGUGGGGGAAUAUUGGCGGGAGGACUCGGAAUACCUGGCAAAGUUUGUCGAGUUUAUGGACCACAGGAUAUCCUUGUUCGACGUCCAGCUGGUGUCGAAUUUUAGCAAACUGUCCUCGCAAGUCAACGGGGACUUAAGAACAGUUUUAGACGAUUCACUGGCGAUAUGGAAGCCGGAUCAUGCUGUGACCUUUGUCGUGAAUCACGAUACUCAAGCAGGACAGUCCCUUGAGUUACCCGUCGCUCCAUUCUUCAUACCCCUCGCAUACGCCCUUAUCUUGCUUCGCGCAAACUGUGGCAUUCCCUGCGUCUUUUACGCAGACCUCUUCGGUUCCAUGGGACAACACCCCCAACCCGGAUUUGCCAACUUCAUCCCACCUACCUCCGGCGGCGCUGCCCUGCCCAAGAUGAUGCUUGCUCGCAAACUGUGGGCAUACGGCUCGCAGUACGAUUAUUUUGACGAGCGACACUGCGUAGGUUUCACGCGCAUUGGGCAUCCGGCACAUUCCGGGGGCCAUGGUCUAGCUGUUGUCAUGACGAACGCUUGGGAGCAUGCGAGCAAAAGGAUGUUUGUUGGUGAGCACCAUGCUGGCGAGGUCUGGACGGAUCUGCUUCGGUGGUGUCCUGGACAAGUUGUGAUUGGCACAGAUGGCUGGGGAGUUUUCCCCGUAGGGCAUCGGAGCGUUGCCGUUUGGGUGAACAGCCAGGUGGAUGGUCGGGGUGAGGUGGACUCUUUCGUGUUCGACUUCGAUAUCUACAACCAGAAUUCUCCGCCAACAGAAGAAUCUUAA
Messenger RNA from Dichotomopilus funicola, 1914 nucleotides. RefSeq names its product alpha-amylase. Bases 1 to 1914 code for a protein of 637 amino acids. The transcript has 6 exons. Gene Ontology annotation, biological process: carbohydrate metabolic process. The record is from RefSeq and is a predicted model, not a curated record. Lineage: Eukaryota; Fungi; Ascomycota; Sordariomycetes; Sordariales; Chaetomiaceae.